Molecule: messenger RNA, 1704 nt
Organism: Triticum aestivum (bread wheat)
Lineage: Eukaryota; Viridiplantae; Streptophyta; Magnoliopsida; Poales; Poaceae
Product: histidine-containing phosphotransfer protein 1
Exons: 6
Coding region: 949-1383 (144 amino acids)
Biological process (GO): cytokinin-activated signaling pathway; phosphorelay signal transduction system; phosphorylation
Cellular component (GO): nucleus; cytoplasm
Molecular function (GO): histidine phosphotransfer kinase activity; protein histidine kinase binding
Source: RefSeq, a predicted model, not a curated record
AUUUUGCCAGACUUUGGUAUAUAAUCGGGAGCACUUGGUGCCGUGCGAGAGAAACUUCUAGUAGUCCAAUUCUAUCUGGAGAGAUUUUCAUUUCUUAAUGCCUCAGAUCACUGUUAAGAACAAUUGAAAGACAUGGUUCGAAGCAAUGAUCACAUGACAAGAUUGCACCAUCAAUGUAGUUUACAAAUUUUGCCAUUGCUCUUGUAUGCUCCCACACGCCGUAGCAUGACAUAACAGAGGACCCCUAAAUUCAUUAACCUUUCCUCUCCAAUAUAUGGACGUAGUACAUUCUUCAUGAGAUAAUUAAAAGACUGGUGCUGUUGUAUGCAAUGCGAAGACCAGGCAGAUGAUCCCAAUACGAAAGCCAAAGCUCUGCUAUUCAGUCAUUGCAUCCAGACAAAAUCAACAAGGCUCUCUGGUCUUUGCUCCAACAUCCAACAGUUGGACCAGAGCAUUAUUAACUAUCUGCCAGUGUUUGCCAACCUUUAUAGCUUUGUUGAGUACUGCUGUCAUUUUCGGUCUCUAGUAAUGUAAUGUAAUAAUUACAUUACUAAAAAAUUCCACUUAGCUGUAAACAGAUGGGUAAAAGCUGGAACAUGAGAGGUAUCUAGUGAAUUUUUUUUCUGAAAAUAAAAGGUAUCCAAAGAAACUAUGUCUAACCAGUCAAAUCAAGUAGGGCAUUCAAAUGAUAAGAAAAAACAAUCUAGAAAAUAAUCAAAAGUUGCAGUUUUCAGAUGAGGAAGGACGAAAGAGAUAAUAAAUGAGAGCUGUAAAGAGAAGGAAGGGUUGCCGUCCAUUGCCAUCCAUGGCCAUGGACUUGCAAUCCAACUCCCCUAUAUAUACGACACCUACUAACCCCAAUCUCCAUCCAUUCACUCCCUGUCCUCUCCUCUCCUCGCUUAGCUUUCUUCCUCCUUGGUAGCUCUAGUCUCCUUGCUGUGGGUAGCCAUGGCGGCCCCGAUGUUGAACCAGCUCAACACCCUCGUGGCCAACAUGUUCGCCGCGGGUUUGCUGGACGAUCAGUUCCAGGAGCUACAGAUGCUCCAGGAAGGGAGCGCUCCAGACUUCAUCGUCAAGGUUGUCACACUCUUCUGCGAGGACGGCGAGUGUAUCAUCGGCGAGAUCGCCAAGCUGCUAGACAAGCCAUGUGUGGACUAUGACAAGGUGAGCGGUUUUGUGCUUGAGCUCAAGGGAAGCAGUGCAUGUAUUGGUGCUCAGAGAGUGAAGAACAGCUGCAUUCAGUUCCAUCAGUGUUGUCAGGAGAAGAGCAGAGAUGGGUGCCUGAACUCACUGGAUUCUGUGAGGAACGAUUUCUAUGAUGUGUGCAGCAUGUUCAUGCCACAUGCUUCAGCUGAGCCAGCAGGUCCAGGCCUUAAUCCUUAACUCUAGACUUGAGCGAUAAAGCUGGAGCUGCAUGUUCUGAUGGUACAACACCUUUGAAGUCCUAGAACAUGCUCAACCUAGCUUAUAUAGCCUGGAAUAAUUUGCUUAUGUGGGGUCUGUAGCUGUCUGGUGGCAAGCUAAUCAUCUACUAGUAUCGAUGUCUUUGUUAUCAUCCGUAGUUUCGUUUGGAAUUCUGAGUGGUCAAAUAAAAAAUUCAGCUGUAGCUGUUUUGCGGAUUAUUGGUGGUUAAUAUGGUGUCUUAGUUCUAGUCGGUUUGUUGUUGGUAGAAAUGCAGCUGCAGUGUAAUCUUUACAAUAUUGU